This is a messenger RNA of Rotaria sp. Silwood2, 2169 nucleotides long. The record is from the annotation of a GenBank genome assembly. NCBI's taxonomy places the organism in Eukaryota, Metazoa, Rotifera, Eurotatoria, Philodinida, Philodinidae.
AUGUGUGACGACGAUGUAGCAGCACUUGUUAUUGAUAAUGGUAGUGGUAUGUGUAAAGCUGGAUUUGCUGGUGAUGAUGCUCCACGUGCUGUAUUUCCAUCAAUUGUUGGUCGACCACGUCAUCAAGGUGUUAUGGUUGGUAUGGGACAAAAAGAUUCAUAUGUUGGUGAUGAAGCACAAUCAAAACGUGGUAUUCUUACAUUAAAAUAUCCAAUUGAACAUGGUAUUGUUACUAAUUGGGAUGAUAUGGAAAAAAUUUGGCAUCAUACAUUUUAUAAUGAACUUCGUGUUGCACCAGAAGAACAUCCUGUACUUCUUACUGAAGCACCACUUAAUCCAAAAGCAAAUCGUGAAAAAAUGACACAAAUUAUGUUUGAAACAUUUAAUACACCAGCAAUGUAUGUUGCUAUUCAAGCUGUACUUUCUUUAUAUGCAUCUGGUCGUACAACUGGUAUUGUACUUGAUUCAGGUGAUGGUGUUACACAUACAGUACCAAUCUAUGAAGGAUAUGCAUUACCACAUGCUAUACUUCGUCUUGAUUUAGCUGGUCGUGAUUUAACAGAUUAUUUAAUGAAAAUUUUAACUGAACGUGGUUAUUCAUUUGUAACAACAGCUGAACGUGAAAUAGUUCGAGAUAUAAAAGAAAAAUUAUGUUAUGUUGCACUUGAUUUUGAACAAGAAAUGGCUACAGCUGCAUCAUCAUCAUCAUUAGAAAAAAGUUACGAAUUACCCGAUGGACAAGUCAUUACCAUUGGUAAUGAACGAUUUCGAUGCCCAGAGGCUCUUUUUCAACCAAGCUUUCUUGGCAUGGAAACAGCUGGCAUCCAUGAAACGACAUACAAUUCAAUUAUGAAAUGCGAUAUUGAUAUUCGUAAAGAUUUAUAUGCUAAUACUGUUCUUUCUGGAGGUAGCACAAUGUAUCCAGGUAUUGCUGAUCGUAUGCAAAAAGAAAUAACAUCAUUGGCACCAUCAACAAUGAAAAUAAAAAUCAUAGCACCACCUGAACGAAAAUAUUCCGUAUGGAUUGGUGGUUCAAUUUUAGCAUCAUUAUCAACAUUUCAACAAAUUUCAACAUAUAAAAUUGUUCAUUUUUCAAAUUCUCGUAAAUAUAACAAAGAAAAUACUAAUCAGAAUAAUCUAUCAGCAUUUACACCUAAUCAGUCAUGUCAAGACUCAUCAUCAUUAACUCGAAUCGAACCAACAAUAGUCUAUGAUGAAACUUGGUUAUCAAAUAAACAAUAUAAUAGACGCGUGGCUGCAUUUAUUGAUCAUAUAGAUGAAAAAUUUACUAAUGAAAAUAUAGAAAUAUCCAAUAAACAUACAUCAUCGCGUACAUCAUCUGUUUAUAAAGUAUCUACAGAACAAAUUAUUCAUAAAGGAAUCUAUCCAACAAAACUUGAAACAAAUUUACACUUACGUAUUGCUGUUAAUGGUGUAUCGAAGUCUUUGCGAGGACAAUUUCCAUUAUCAAAUUCCAAUUUAAAUAAUGGAGACUUUGGUGAUGAUGCUGGAAUGAUAGUUGAAAAUCGAAACUUUUGUUUUGUUGGUCUAGCUGAUGGUGCUGGUGGUAAUCGUUCAUAUGGAAUAAAUCCAGCUGAUUUUUCUCGAGCUAUUUUAGCUGCGUGUGAAAAAGUUCUUCAUCGAAGUAAUUUAAAACCUAAUCAAUUACCACGAUUAAUUAAAUCAGCUAUGCAACAAGUUGAAGCAAGUGAAGUUCAAGGCAGUAGUACAUUAUGUUUACUUGCAUUGGAUAAACAAAAACAUACAUUAACAUCAUUAAAUAUUGGUGAUAGUGGAUUUGUUAUUUAUCGUAAUAAUGAAAUAUAUUGUCGAUCAACAUGUACAAUGAAUUCAAAUGGUUGUGCACCAAGACAAUUAUUUGCUCUUAAUGAUUCAAUUGGUUUAUCUUGUUUUAUGAAUGAAACUAAAUUUCUACAAGACUGCUCAUUACAUAAUGUUAAAGUCCAAAAAGGUGAUAUUAUUAUAUUAUCUUCUGAUGGUUUAUGGGAUGUAAUUGAAUGUGAUCAAUUACAAAAAGUUGUUGAACGUAACAAAAAUAAAAGACUUCAAGAUUUAGCUGAUGAUCUUCUUAAACAAGCAGUUGAUGGAUAUAUUACUGAUGGUCGAGAUGAUAUAUUAAUAAUAGUCUGUCGAGUUGGUGAAUCAUGA